CUUAAUAUUUAUCCGAUGUCGGAACCCCUUUUAGAUUGGACUCUUCGGUCUUCGCUUCGCUAUCGAUUUCGGCACCGUCUCGCCCAAUUACGUUCCGAUCGCUUCCGAUCGCUUAAUGCUGGCAGCUGACCGCGCCGAUCACCGGAUUACCGCUGGAAUUGUCGCAAUAGGUUGUAGAUUUUGAAAUCGUGACUGAGGUUUGUGGAAUUUGUCUUGGAAUGUUAGAGGUGUGAAGGAGAUGAAAGUGUGCAUUCACAGGAAGAAGAGUUGGAUGUAAUCGUUUUAUGGUUGAUUCAAGGAUGAAAAUGGCAGGAAGCACGAGGACAGAGUCAGCUUCAAGCAGUAUGGAUGGCCCGAACUUUGCUCCUGCCUAUCAAAAUGGGCAGCGCGGUACACAUUUAGGUCCUGGUUUAGAGAGGUCUGGCGGCUUCCGCGAGAGUCUGGAGAACCGAAGUCUUUUUGCUGGUCCUGGUACCUUGAGAAAUGCAGCAUCUUCAUCAGAAAUACCUACAGUGUUACAAUAUUUACCAUUUGAAAUAUUUUCAUGGGUUGAGCAAAAGUGUUCUCGCACUGGUGAAAUAAGAAGAGUUUUGGGUGUUACAGUGGAGGAUCACACUUUUGGAUCUGCACAGUCAAAGCCAAUCCCUCCCAUUGCACCAGAGGAUCUAAAGCGUUUGAAAGGGAAUAUAUACGAGUCAUCAAACAGAGCACGGGAGAGAUCAAAGUUGUUGCAUGAUUCGGUUGUGAAGUUGGACAGGUAUCGCAAUUUAGUUUCACGGAGACGACAAAGAACAGAUCAGUCAAAUGACAAGUCAGGCACAUCAAACCCAGUGAAGAUGGGAAGUCAGACUCAUCAAAGCCCAACUGAACUUGCAAGUCCUAGACUGGAGGACAGAAAGAAUGCAGUACCUAACAAGAGGAUUCGUUCCUCAAUGGCGGAAGUACGGUCAGAAGUUCGUGGUGCGAUUCCGCCAAGGCAAGGUGUGGUGGAGAAGGACAGAAAUGUGCUCUUUGAGAAGGAUAAAACUAUGCAUCGGGGUUGUAAUGGAGGAACUGUUCCUUCAGAAGACAAGAUGUGUGGACUCCCCCCAAUGGGUGAUGGAUGGGACAAAAAAAUGAAAAGAAAACGUUCUGUUGGCCUUAAUAGAGUGAUGGAAAGUGAUAGAGAGAUUAAGUCAAUACAACAGAGACCUAGCAAUGAAUCCCGUAUGCGGUCAUCUGAUGGCAUUGCAUUCAGACCUGGUUUGUCUAGUGGAACCACAGUAAACAACAAGAUGGAUGGUUGUUCGCAGCCUAGUGUUGCUAACUCUCGUGGCACACCUAAGAUUGAUCUAGAUGGUGGUUCUGUUCCUAACGAAAGACGAGAAUUUUCUAGUGGAUUCGACAAUGAACGAAUGCUGCUUAAAGGAGGCAAUAAGCUAAAUGUUCAUGAGGAUGCUCAAGCUGGAAAUCAAAGUCCUUUGGUAAAAGGAAAAGCAUCAAGGGGACCUAGGACUGUUUCAGGUGCUUCAGUGAAUGCAUCACCCAGUUUUCUUCGCUCAUCUGGAAACAUGGAUGGGUGGGAACAGGCUUCUGGCGCGAACAAAGUUCAGUCUGCAACCGUGACCAAUCGCAAACGACCUGUGCCUAAUGAGUCAUCAUCUCCCCCUGUAACUCAAUGGGGUGGUCAGCGGCCACAAAAGAUCUCUAGGACGAGAAGAGUUAAUGUUGUUUCUCCUGUCUCCAAUUUGGAUGAAGCUCAAUUUUUAACUGAAGGAUACGUAACUCCUGAGGCUGGAGUCAGAAUGACAACAAUGGACACUAGUGGGCUUUUAGUUCCUAGGGUCAUGUCCAGUAAACUGAAACUCGAUAAUGUCCUUUCCCCUUCUGUGUUGUCAGAAAGUGAGGAAUCAGCUGCUGUUGAAAGCAAGUUCAAGGAUAAGGGAAAUGAUAGUUUUGAGCUAGAGGAUGGUGCACAAACUUCGCUUAAGACAUCAAGUUUUCUUUUGCCUACAAAGAAGAACAAGACUCCUCCGAAAGAAGAGAUUGGAGAUGGAGUUAGGAGACAGGGGAGGAGUGGAAGAAGCUCAGUACAAUCAAAAGCUUGUUUACCUUUGGCAAAGGAAAAAAUGGAAAGUAUUGAUACAACUAAGCCACUCAAGAACAAAAAGAUAGGUCCUGAAAGGAGUGAAAGUAGGAUAGGCCGCCCUCCUUCAAAGAAAAUGUCUGACCGAAAGGCUUAUGCACGUCCUCAAAUAAUGAUUUCCUCAGAAUCAGCAGGAGCAUCAAUUGAUGAUCGUGAUGAUUUACUAGCAGCUGCAAAUGAUGCUCGCAAUGCUAAUGGUAAUGCGUGUUCUAGCUGUUUCUGGAAAAAAAUGGAACCUAUUUUUGCAUUUCCGACACUGGAGGAAAUAUCUUAUGUAAAGCACCAGAUACAUUUUGCUGAGGAGGUAGAUGCAAGUUUAUCUAACUUGCCUGAAGCUAACCAUGAGGUUGAGAUUGUUUGUGAUGUGGCUUCACCUCACUCUUCUUUUGCUAGUAAGCAAAUAGAUGUAGUUCGACCAACCAACAAAACAUUUGGGCCCUCAUAUUCAUCAGAUGGGAAACAACUUGACAAAACAUCAGUUGGAAGAUCAGAGACUAAGAGAAAGUGCCACAAAAUGGUUCCCCUCUCACAAAGGCUUCUCUCAGCCUUUAUUUCAGAAGAUGAGUCUGAAAAGAUUGACAAUGACAUCCAAGAUGAGACAUUGUUUCUGUACUCGAGGGAUUAUAUUUAUACUGAUUCUAACAGUCAUGUUAUCGAUGAUGACUUGGAGCUUGAUUACAAGAAUCAUAAAAGAAGUCUGGGAGAUGGAUUUAUAGCCUCAAACAACUUCAAGCACGUGAACAUCCAAAAUUUAUUGUUUGGUCAUGAACCACUAGUGGAAAAUAAUGCUAUGCUAAAAGCUGAUAAUGCCCAUCUUUCUGAUUACCUAAAAAAUAAUUGCACUCAGCUUGAGGCAAUGGGCAACAGUUCUUCCUAUAGAUGCCAGUUUGAGGAAAUACCUCUCGAUGAUAGGAUCUUGAUGGAGCUUCAUAGUAUUGGCUUAUUUCCAGAAACAGUGCCAGAUCUUUCUGAAGGCGUGGAUGGAGAAAUUGACAAGGUCAUUUCAGAACUUCAGAUGAGGCUGCUACAACAGGUGAGGCAAAAGAAAGAUCAGCUGAGCAAAUUAGAGAAAGCAAUUCAGGAUGCUAAAGAAAUUGAAGAGAGAAAACUCGAGCAGCUUGCAAUGGACAAACUAGUUGAGAUGGCAUACAAAAAGCUAAUGGGUGGUCGAGGUAGUUCAAAUCAUAAGACUGGUGUUACAAAGGUUGCAAAACAACUUGCAAUGGCCUUUGGUAAACGAACACUGGAGAGAUGCCAUAUAUUUGAGAAAACUGGUCGAAGUUGCUUCAGUGAAUCUCCUUUGCAGGAUGUCCUCUUGUCAGGGCCUCCAAACAACAUUGACACUGGACAUUCUGAUGGAUUUGGUUCUGUUAAUUAUGUGGAUUUGCGCAGUGAGCAAUUUGGUGUUCGGCAAUCAGGGGUGAUGGCUGCAAGAUCUGGACUUGGUAAUAAGAUGGAUCGGGGUCCAUCAGAUCCCUAUCGAAGUAUACCUCAGAUGGGUGAGCAUUCAGUUAGUAAGAGGAAGAAGGAAGUGCUUCUAGACGACGUCACGGGUGUUGCUUCUAGAUCCCUAUCCACUCAUACCCAUUCUCUUGCAACUAGUACGAAAUGGAAAAAGGCUGAACGAGACCAGGAGCAGAAUAAAGAUCCAUCAGGAAGAAGCUCCACUGCUAAAGCUGGUCGUCCAUCAUUAAGCAGCGGUAGAGGCGAACGCAAACUGAAGACAAAACCUAAGCAGAAGAUAGCUCAGUUGUCAACUUCAGGAAACGGGCUUGGCAGAGUCACAGAGACGGACAAUGUUACUUCACCAGCAUUACGAGAAGCGUUUGAGAUGGUCAACAGUUCUAUUGCCAAAUUUGAUCAAGAAGUUGAAUUGCAAACUUCAAGUAAUAGGGCUCCCGAUUCAUCUAAAGAAUUUGAUGACGGUAUCUUCACAAAUCUACCACUAAACGGGAUAGACCCUAUGGACGAACUAGAUGUUGCCGAAGGUCUGGGCGGACAAGGUCAGGAUAUUGCAUCGUGGUUGAAUGUUGAUGAAGAAGCUCUACAAGAUCAUGAUCUCGUCGGCCUAGAAAUUCCAAUGGAUGACCUUUCAGAAUUGAAGUUGAACUUCUAAAGAAAAGCGGAGCCGCCACCGACCAGUGUAUCUGAAUAUCGAGAAACCUAGGUCAGUCUAUUUUCUCGUAACUAACAUGUCAGUUCACCGACCCGAUGCCUUUUAGGAAAAAAUGUAACUAGGACGCUAUUCUUUUAUAUAAUUUUUGAGUUCUUGGCAGAUCGCAAUUGUUUUCUGUCACCCUGCAUUUUUCAGAGCACCAAAUUUCAAAAUCAAUCGAGCAAUUAUGUAAAUGAUAUCACAUCAUUAGUUUUUCUUUUACGUAGCUUGUCUAGUCAGCAUAACAAGUAUGUUGAAAUUAAGUGCUUGGUUCCUUGUUAACUGAUAUAUAUUAUUUCAGUUAUCAUAUUGUGGAAUUUUUGUUUCA
Molecule: messenger RNA, 4608 nt
Organism: Zingiber officinale
Lineage: Eukaryota; Viridiplantae; Streptophyta; Magnoliopsida; Zingiberales; Zingiberaceae
Exons: 16
Coding region: 285-4241 (1318 amino acids)
Source: RefSeq, a predicted model, not a curated record